AUGCAUUUUCCAACAGAACCUCUCACCCAAGAAACACAGCAGAACCAUCUUUGCUUUCGACUUCACUGCUUCAUGAAUGGAGACUGGGAACGUAGAGAAGGAAAGAUUAUCCUGUUUGAUUUCAUGCGUGAUGAUCCCGAUAAUUUUGAAAAACUGAAGAAAAGCAUUGUAACAUUGUUGUGCCCAGUGUUGUACAUGAAUCAUCAUGGAUCAUCACAAUCCGAUGAAACUAUACUUUCUAAAUUACGUCUAUUUUCAAAACACGGCACAGAAUUUACAAACUUUGAACAGAUCAGAGAUGAUGAUGUCUUGUUCCUUUCAUGUUUUGCAGAAGACUUUUCCAAUGUUCGCUUGAAAAUGAUGAAGCAGUCUUCUCUGGUCAACAUCAGUAGUAUCAACAACAAGACAACAACAGAUGUGGUAUUAACAGAGAAGGCAACAACAACACACUCAACAACACCAACAACGAUGAUCAUUACCAAUAUUAUUAACAGCAAGAGCAUUAAGAUGCCUUUUUGCAAUUGUAGUAGUAUUGCAGAAUUGAAAAAACAGCUUUUAAACAACCAGGAAUAUAUGGAAGGAUUAUUCGGUAACCCAAACUAUCCUCUCAAGUUUGUUGAAGAUGUAAUCUUGAUUAGUAAUGGAAAAGAGCUCAAAGACUCUACUUGUUGUGUUGUACCCACAUCCGAAACAUUGUCCAACUCUCAUACUUUCCUUCUCACCAAAAAACCUCAAUACUUUGUCAAGCUCAUGAUGGAAGGUGGCAGAACGAUCAUUGUGGACAGUGAAGCCAUUACUUUUGAGUCCACAGUGGCUGAAUUUAAAAAGUUUGUGGAAAAACGAAUGAGAGUGAACAUGACAGAAAUGAAUGAAAAUAGAAAGCUCGUUCUCCUUUGGAAUCAACAGAAAAUUUUGGACGAAUCGAAGAGCAUUGGUGAGGCAUUUCCUUCUCAGUCGACCCUUUGUCUCGUUUUUGUGUAA
Molecule: messenger RNA, 981 nt
Organism: Naegleria fowleri
Lineage: Eukaryota; Heterolobosea; Eutetramitea; Acrasida; Naegleriidae
Exons: 1
Coding region: 1-981 (326 amino acids)
Source: RefSeq, a predicted model, not a curated record